This is a messenger RNA of Necator americanus (New World hookworm), 5340 nucleotides long. RefSeq lists its product as uncharacterized. The transcript has 5 exons. The record is from RefSeq and is a predicted model, not a curated record. Bases 1 to 5340 code for a protein of 1779 amino acids. NCBI's taxonomy places the organism in Eukaryota, Metazoa, Nematoda, Chromadorea, Rhabditida, Ancylostomatidae.
AUGGAAGUAAAGAAGUAUCGUAACAUGGUUGGGAUGAUUCCUCUUGUCUGUCGCUUGCCAGCAGACGAACUCCCUGGGUUUCAUCGUUCAGCCGUACAAAACUCCCGAGUACUUGGACCAGCUUCACAAAGGACUCAACAUCUACUGCUACCGCAAGCUUGUCCACCUUGUCGGCUGAGGGCGCAUCCACAUCCUUUGCGGAACACUCUACUACAUCAACUCCUCUUUCCUCUACUUCCACUCACACUGAACCCAUUUUCACAACCACCUCUGAAGAAAUGGGAACCUCUACCGCCCCCACAAGCUUGUCCACCUCGUCGACUGAGGGCGCAUCCACAUCCUCUGGGGAACAGUCUUCUACUUCCGCUCACACUGAACCCAUUUUCACAACCACCUCUGAAGGAAUGGGAACCUCUGCCGCCCCCGCAAGCUUGUCCACCUCCUCGACUGAGGGCGCAUCCACAUCCUCUGGGCAACAGUCUUCUACUUCCGCUCACACUGAACCCAUUUUCACAACCACCUCUGAAGGAAUGGGAACCUCUACCGCCCCCGCAAGCUUGUCCACCUCGUCGACUGCGGGCCCAUCCACAGCUUCUGGGGAACACUCUACUACAUCAACUCCUCUUCCCUCUACUUCCACUCACACUGAACCCAUUUCCACAACCACCUCUCAAGGAAUGGGAACCUCUACCAUGCAUACCGCCCCCGCAAGUUUGCCCACCUCAUCGACUGAGGGCGCAUCCACAUCCUCUGGGGAACAGUCUUCUACAUCAACUCCUCUUUCCUCUACUUCCACUCACACUGAACCCAUUUUCACAACCACCUCUGAAGGAAUGGGAACCUCUACCGCCUCCGCAAGCUUGUCCUCGUCGACUGAAGGUGCAUCCACAUCCUCUGGGCAACAGUCUUCUACUUCCGCUCACACUGAACCCAUUUUCACAACCACCUCUGAAGGAAUGGGAACCUCUGCCGCCCCCGCAAGCUUGUCCACCUCCUCGACUGAGGGCGCAUCCACACCCUCUGGGCAACAGUCUUCUACUUCCGCUCACACUGAACCCAUUUUCACAACCACCUCUGAAGGAAUGGGAACCUCUCCGCCCCCGCAAGCUUGUCCACCUCUCGACUGAGGGCGCAUCCACACCCUCUGGGCAACAGUCUUCUACUUCCGCUCACACUGAACCCAUUUUCACAACCACCUCUGAAGGAAUGGGAACCUCUACCGCCCCCGCAAGCUUGUCCACCUCGUCGACUGAGGGUGCAUCCACAUCCUUUGCGGAACACUCUACUACAUCAACUCCUCUUCCCUCUACCUCCAGCCACACUGAACCCAUUUUCACAACCACCACUGAAGGAAUGGGAACCUCUACCGCCUCCGCAAGCUUGUCCACCUCGUCGACUGAGGGUGCAUCCACAUCCUCUGGGCAACAGUCUCUCUACAUCAACUCCUCUUCCCUCUACUUCCAGCUCACACUGAACCCAUUUCCACAACCACCUCUCAAGGAAUGGGAACCUCUACCGCCCCGCUUUUCCUCCUCGACUGAGGGCGCAUCCACAUCCUCUGGGCAACAGUCUUCUACUUCCGCUCACACUGAACCCAUUUUCACAACCACCUCUGAAGGAAUGGGAACCUCUACCGCCCCCGCAAGCUUGUCCACCUCGUCGACUGAGGGUGCAUCCACAUCCUUUGCGGAACACUCUACUACAUCAACUCUCUUCUCUACUUCCGCUCACACUGAACCCAUUUUCACAACCACCUCUCAAGGAAUGGGAACCUCUACCGCCCCCGCAAGCUUGUCCACCUCGUCGACUGCGGGCCCAUCCACAUCCUCUGGGGAACAGUCUUCUACAUCAACUCCUCUUCCCUCUACUUCCAGUCACACUGAACCCAUUUUCACAACCACCUCUCAAGGAAUGGGAACCUCUACCGCCCCCGCAAGCUUGUCCACCUCCUCGACUGAGGGCGCAUCCACAUCCUCUGGGCAACAGUCUUCUACUUCCGCUCACACUGAACCCAUUUUCACAACCACCUCUGAAGGAAUGGGAACCUCUACCGCCCCCGCAAGCUUGUCCACCUCGUCGACUGAGGGCGCAUCCACAUCUUCUGGGCAACAGUCUUCAACCUCUUCUCUACUUCCGCUCACACUGAACCCAUUUUCACAACCACCUCUGAAGGAAUGGGAACCUCUGCCGCCCCCGCAAGCUUGUCCACCUCCUCGACUGAGGGCGCAUCCACAUCCUCUGGGCAACAGUCUUCUACUUCCGCUCACACUGAACCCAUUUUCACAACCACCUCUGAAGGAAUGGGAACCUCUACCGCCCCCGCAAGCUUGUCCACCUCCUCGACUGAGGGCGCAUCCACAUCCUCUGGGCAACAGUCUUCUACAUCAACUCCUCUUCCCUCUACCUCUAGCCACACUGAACCCAUUUUCACAACCACCUCUCAAGGAAUGGGAGCUCUACCGCCCCCGCAAGCUUGUCCACCUCUCGACUGAGGGCGCAUCCACAUCCUUUAUCUUCUACCAUCUUCCUCUACUUCCGCUCACACUGAACCCAUUUUCACAACCACCUCUGAAGGAAUGGGAACCUCUACCGCCCCGCAAGCUUGAAUGGGAACCUCUACCGCCCCCGCAAGCUUGUCCACCUCGUCGACUGCGGGCCCAUCCACAGCUUCUGGGGAACAGUCUUCUACAUCAACUCCUCUUCCCUCUACCUCUAGUCACACUGAGCCCAUUUCCACAACCACCUCUCAAGGAAUGGGAGCCUCUACCAUGCAUACCGCCCCCGCAAGCUUGUCCACCUCGUCGACUGAGGGCGCAUCCACAUCCUCUGGGGGACAGUCUUCUACAUCAACUCCUCUUACCUCUACCUCUAGUCACACUGAGCCCAUUUUCACAACCACCUCUCAAGGAAUGGGAACCUCUACCGCCCCCGCAAGCUUGUCCACCUCCUCGACUGAGGGCGCAUCCACAUCCUCUGGGCAACAGUCUUCUACUUCCCCUCACACUGAACCCAUUUUCACAACCACCUCUGAAGGAAUGGGAACCUCUGCCGCCCCCGCAAGCUUGUCCACCUCCUCGACUGAGGGCGCAUCCACAUCCUCUGGGCAACAGUCUUCUACUUCCGCUCACACUGAACCCAUUUUCACAACCACCUCUGAAGGAAUGGGAACCUCUACCGCCCCCGCAAGCUUGUCCACCUCGUCGACUGAGGGAGCCUCUACCAUGCAUACCGCCCCCGCAAGCUUGUCCACCUCGUCGACUGAGGGCGCAUCCACAUCCUCUGGGGGACAGUCUUCUACAUCAACUCCUCUUCCCUCUACCUCUAGUCACACUGAGCCCAUUUCCACAACCACCUCUCAAGGAAUGGGAACCUCUACCGCCCCCGCAAGCUUGUCCACCUCCUCGACUGUCGACUGAGGGCGCAUCCACAUCCUCUGGGCAACAGUCUUCUACUUCCGCUCACACUGAACCCAUUUUCACAACCACCUCUGAAGGAAUGGGAACCUCUGCCGCCCCCGCAAGCUUGUCCACCUCCUCGACUGAGGGCGCAUCCACAUCCUCUGGGCAACAGUCUUCUACUUCCGCUCACACUGAACCCAUUUUCACAACCACCUCUGAAGGAAUGGGAACCUCUACCGCCCCCGCAAGCUUGUCCACCUCGUCGACUGAGGGUGCACCCACAUCCUUUGCGGAACACUCUACUACAUCAACUCCUCUUCCCUCUACCUCCAGCCACACUGAACCCAUUUCCACAACCACCUCUCAAGGAAUAGGAGCCUCUACCAUGCAUACCGCCCCCGCAAGUUUGCCCACCUCAUCGACUGAGGGCGCAUCCACAUCCUCUGCGGAACAGUCUUCUACAUCAACUCCUCUUUCCUCUACUUCCACUCACACUGAACCCAUUUCCACAACCACCUCUCAAGGAAUGGGAACCUCUACCGCCUCCGCAAGCUUGUCCUCCUCGUCGACUGAAGGUGCAUCCACAGCCUCAGCAAUGCCGAAUUCCACAACAACCUCAGUCACUUCCUCCACUGCACAGCCUACAAUCACAAGAGCUACGUCAAGUGGGACUUCGACAUUAGCAACACUAACCUCAGUCACUUUUUCUACUGCAGAGUCUACAAGCACAGGCGUUUCCUCCUCGUCUCCAAGGAGUGCAACAACAGGAAGGAAAAGUACAGGUCUGACCUCGACUAUGUCAUUGGGCCCCUCUACAUCCUCAGGAGUUUCAUCGUUCAGCCGUACAACACGCCCGAGUACUUGGACCAGCUUCACGCAGGACUCAACCUCUAUUGCUACCGUAAACUUUUCCACCCCAUCGACUGAGGGCGCAUCCACAUCCUCUGAGCAACAGUCUUCUACAUCAACUCCUCUUUCCUCUACUUCCACUCACACUGAACCCAUUUUCACAACCACCUCUCAAAGAAUGGGAGCCUCUACCAUGCAUACCGCCCCCGCAAGCUUGUCCACCUCGUCGACUGAGGGCGCAUCCACAUCCUCUGGGCAACAGUCUUCUACAUCAACUCCUCUUCCCUCUACCUCCAGUCACACUGAACCCAUUUCCACAACCACCUCUCAAGGAAUGGGAACCUCUACCGCCCCCGCAAGCUUGUCCACCUCCUCGACUGAGGGCGCAUCCACAUCCUCUGGGCAACAGUCUUCUACAUCAACUCCUCUUUCCUCUACUUCCACUCACACUGAACCCAUUUUCACAACCACCUCUCAAAGAAUGGGAGCCUCUACCGCCCCCGCAAGCUUGUCCACCUCUCGACUGAGGGCGCAUCCACAUCCUCUGGGAUUCAACUCCUCUUUCCCUCACACUGAACCCAUUUUCCAACCACCUCUCAAGGAAUGGGAACCUCUACCACCCCCGCAAGCUUGUCCACCUCGUCGACUGAGGGCGCAUCCACAUCCUCUGGGGAACAGUCUUCUACAUCAACUCCUCUUCCCUCUACCUCUAGUCACACUGAGCCCAUUUCCACAACCACCUCUCAAGGAAUGGGAACCUCUACCGCCCCCGCAAGCUUGUCCAUCUCCUCGACUGAGGGCGCAUCCACAUCCUCUGGGGAACAGUCUUCUACAUCAACUCCUCUUCCCUCUACCUCUAGUCACACUGAGCCCAUUUCCACAACCACCUCUCAAGGAAUGGGAACCUCUACCGCCCCCCGCAAGCUUGUCCAUCUCCUCGACUGAGGGCGCAUCCACAUCCUCUGGGGAACAGUCUUCUACAUCAACUCCUCUUCCCUCUACCUCUAGUCACACUGAGCCCAUUUCCACAACCACCUCUCAAGGAAUGGGAACCUCUACCGCCCCCCGCAAGCUUGUCCAUCUCCUCGACUGA